Molecule: messenger RNA, 435 nt
Organism: Prorocentrum cordatum
Lineage: Eukaryota; Dinophyceae; Prorocentrales; Prorocentraceae
Source: the annotation of a GenBank genome assembly
AUGGGAAGUGGGGGGGAAGACAAAACCCAGAAAAUAUGGGAACAUAUGGGGAAUCCUGUUAUCUGUGUGUAUUUAUUUGUGAGUCCCGGGGCUCCUUCAAGGUUGCAGUCGCAGAUCACCUAUGUGAUUCGGUUGUUGAGGCUGGGCCUGACGAUGCAGAUGAUGUACGCGCUGCUGUACUGGCUGCAUCAGUGGGUCGGUUUCUGGGACGCCACGCCGGACCUUGACGAGUGGGUUAUGCCUAUCAACGUAGCCUUUUGGAUCGCGGUCCCAUUAUUCCUGAAUUACGUGGUGUGGACGAUGUAUCUGUCUGGCGGGGGGAUUCACAUAGUUCUAGCUUACAUAGUGCUGGUCAUGGCCAUGAUCCUGCUGAUCUUCUGGGCGACGUGGAUGGACCCAGAUAAUGGAACCUGGUGGACGGUGUGGUAUAUGUGA